Cannabis sativa is the source of this 620-nucleotide messenger RNA. Its product is annotated as bifunctional pinoresinol-lariciresinol reductase 2-like. Lineage: Eukaryota; Viridiplantae; Streptophyta; Magnoliopsida; Rosales; Cannabaceae. The coding region runs from base 145 to 486 and encodes 113 amino acids. The record is from RefSeq and is a predicted model, not a curated record. The transcript has a single exon.
UCAUAAUUGAUCAAGUCACCUAAUAAAUUAGCUAGAUAGAGAGAAGAGACAUCUCAUUACUAUUUUAAGACCUUAUAAAAGCAAUUCAAUUGAUAUAUAACAUUUCAUCAUGAAAACCAACAUAUAAAUUUUGUAGACAAAGAGAUGGGGAAAAGCAAAGUGUUGAUAGUUGGAGGAACUGGUUACUUGGGGAAGAGGCUAGUGAAUGCAAGUUUAGAAGAGGGUCACGAGACCUAUGUGGUUCACAGACCCGAGACGAAUGUUGAUAUUGAGAGAGUUCAAAUGCUUUUGUCGUUCAAGGAGAAAGGAGCAACCCUAGUCUCUGCUUCUUUCAAUGACCAUCAAAGCCUCGUCAACGCUGUUAAACUUGUCGAUGUUGUCAUAUGCGCCAUUUCAGGUGUUCAUGUCCGAAGCCACCAUAUUCUUCUUCAACUCAAGCUUGUGGAUGCUAUCAAACAAGCUCGAAAUGUUAAGGUACGUAGCUAGUAACUGCAUACUACCUCACCAAGAGUGGUCAUAUUUAUAGUUGUGUUGUGAGAAAAAACCAUAAAAAUUGUAGUGGUUGAUAAAUUAUAGGGAUAAUUUCAAAAAAAAUACAAAAACAACAAAAAAAAAGAGAA